Molecule: messenger RNA, 1115 nt
Organism: Anolis sagrei ordinatus
Lineage: Eukaryota; Metazoa; Chordata; Lepidosauria; Squamata; Anolidae
Gene: RAB14
Product: RAB14, member RAS oncogene family
Biological process (GO): Golgi to endosome transport; endocytic recycling; phagosome maturation
Cellular component (GO): trans-Golgi network; recycling endosome; phagocytic vesicle
Molecular function (GO): GTP binding; GTPase activity
Source: RefSeq, a predicted model, not a curated record
CGCCGCUCCGGCCCCUCCCUCCCAGAAGUGGGCGGGGAAACCUGUGUGAGGGGGGCAGCCGCCAUCUUGGAUAAAGUCUGUGUGUGUCUCUGUGAGGGGGAGAAAAACCUGGAAGUGGCGGCCGGAAAGGGGGAAACUCCGCGCGAGAAGAGUUAGAGGAAGGAGGAAGAGGAGGCUGGCCGGUUUCCCAAAGGGAGGAGCGAGAAGGGGAGAGGCCGGUCGCCGUCGCGAAGCGGAGCCAAGCUGCCCAGUCACCGCCAUUCCUUCGGACCCGGUGCCACAAUGGCGACUGCACCUUACAACUAUUCCUACAUUUUUAAGUACAUCAUUAUCGGGGACAUGGGUGUAGGAAAGUCCUGCUUGCUCCACCAGUUUACAGAAAAGAAAUUUAUGGCGGAUUGUCCCCAUACAAUUGGUGUUGAGUUUGGUACAAGAAUAAUUGAAGUUAGUGGCCAAAAAAUUAAGCUGCAGAUCUGGGAUACGGCAGGACAAGAGCGAUUCCGGGCUGUCACACGGAGCUACUACAGAGGAGCAGCAGGGGCGCUUAUGGUCUACGAUAUUACUAGAAGAAGCACGUAUAAUCAUCUAAGCAGUUGGCUGACAGAUGCAAGGAACCUAACUAAUCCAAAUACUGUGAUCAUUCUUAUAGGAAACAAAGCAGACCUGGAGGCCCAGCGGGAUGUGACGUACGAAGAAGCCAAGCAGUUUGCUGAGGAAAAUGGGUUGCUGUUUCUCGAAGCCAGUGCAAAAACGGGGGAGAACGUCGAGGACGCCUUCCUGGAGGCGGCCAAGAAGAUCUACCAGAACAUCCAGGACGGGAGCCUGGACCUCAACGCGGCUGAGUCGGGCGUCCAGCACAAGCCCUCGGCCCCUCAGGGCGGACGGCUAACCAGCGAACCCCAGCCCCAGAGAGAAGGAUGCGGAUGCUAGUGACCUCCAUCCCUCGGCUCCGUUUCCUGACCUUUCACCUCUGUUAGGAGCCCCUCGGCUUCGGUUUUCCCCCCUCUGUACAUCUUUACCGGGUUUAAUCAAAAACUCCUGAGGCGACAGUUUAUAAUACAGUACUAAACUGCUAAAAACAAAACAAACAAAACAAAUAUAAAUACGUAAACAAA